Molecule: messenger RNA, 1520 nt
Organism: Vitis riparia (riverbank grape)
Lineage: Eukaryota; Viridiplantae; Streptophyta; Magnoliopsida; Vitales; Vitaceae
Product: aspartic proteinase nepenthesin-1-like
Exons: 1
Coding region: 1-1341 (446 amino acids)
Biological process (GO): proteolysis
Cellular component (GO): extracellular region
Molecular function (GO): aspartic-type endopeptidase activity
Source: RefSeq, a predicted model, not a curated record
AUGGCUCCUCCUCCUUACCCCUUACCUUCACUUCCAUUUCUACUACUCAUCCUCACCGUUCUUGGUCUUCCACGGUCAUCAUCUACGUUGAUGCCAGGCUUCCGUCGCCAGCAACUGGAAACUGGGUUCCAGGUCGGCCUAAGACAUAUUGAUGCUGGUCGUAACUUCACGAAACUUCAACUCAUCCAAAGAGGAAUCGACCGCGGGAGGCAGCGGCUGCAGAGGAUGAGUGGAAUGGCAACAACUGCAGAGCGUAACGAUUUCCAAGCCCCGGUUCAUGCUGGAGAUGGAGAGUUCGUAGUGAACUUAAUGAUCGGAACACCCCCUGUGCCUUUCCCGGCGAUAAUGGAUACGGGAAGCGACUUGAUAUGGACGCAGUGCAAUCCAUGCAAGUUGUGUUUCCAGCAAUCGACGCCCGUUUUCAAUCCGAAGCGGUCUUCCACCUUCUCUAAUAUUUCAUGUUCCAGUAAAUUAUGCGAGGGUGUAAAGCCUUCCAAGUGUGAUAAAUCUUGCGAGUAUAGAUAUACUUAUGGAGACGAGUCGUCCACGGAAGGCUUCAUGGCAAUGGACACUAUCACUUUUGGGGAGUUACCGAAACGAGUUUCAAUCCCUCGUAUCGGGUUCGGGUGUGGGGUUAACAACCGGGCUACAGGGAUGGAUCAGACUGCAGGGCUGCUGGGUCUCGGGCGGGGAGUUCUGUCGCUAGUUUCACAGCUUAGUACACAAAAAUUCUCGUAUUGUUUAACCUCCAUUCACGAGAAUAAAACGAGCAGUCUUUUGUUUGGAUCUCUAGCUUAUUCGAACUUCAACCCUGGAAAAAUUCCAAGGACCCCAUUGAUUCAAAACCCAUUCCUGCCAUCCUAUUACUAUCUGUCUCUUAAAGGCAUUACAGUCGGCUACACUCUUUUACCCAUACCCGAUUUCGCAUUCCAAUUGGGAAAGGAUGGGAGCGGCGGCAUGAUCCUAGAUUCUGGGACAACUAUAACUUAUUUACAGGAGGAUGCUUUUGAUGUGCUAAAGAAUGCCUUCAUCUCCCAAACGGAGCUUCAGGUUGCCAAUUCCAGCACCACCGGACUUGACCUUUGCUUUCAUUUGCCAGUGAAAAAUGCAGCAGAGGUCAAGGUGCCAAAGCUGAUCUUUCACUUCAAGGGGUUAGAUUUAGCGCUGCCAGUGGAGAAUUAUAUGGUAUCAGAUCCUGACAUGGGAUUGAUAUGCUUGGCCAUUGAUGCCACGGGCAGUCCAUCAAUAUUUGGGAACAUUCAGCAGCAGAACAUGUUGGUCCUCCAUGAUCUUAAGAAGUCGACUUUAUCCUUAGUUCCCACCCAAUGUGAUAAGGUGUAAGCCAGUUUGAACGUCCAGCUAUAUGGUGUUCAUGAGUGGCUGCUCUGAUUUCAAGUUCCAUUAGACGUAGAGAGAAAAGUUCCCAUAUUUCUUCUGCAAUGGAAUUAGCAUUUGCUAAACCAGUAUUGUCUCAUAGGUAUUACAAUAUAACACAUUUUACCUUGUAUUGUUUGCGUUAA